AUGUGACAACUGAUAGUGUGAAGCAUGCACCACUAAGGACUCUGGAAUCGAGGGGAAAUAUAAAGGAGCUUAGCUGUAUUUUCAUACACUGGAUUGUCAGUCUCGGUUAGACAGCAGAUUGCAAACAACGCAAACAGAUGCUUAUUGUUAGAACACAGCUCAAAUAUUGCUGCACAUCAGAGAGCAGAAUAUACGCUUAUGGAAACCAAUAGUAUUUAAAACAAACCCUCGAUCACAAGCUCAGAGGAAACCAAGCAAACUGAGAUAGAUGUAUUAGGAUAUUAAGAUUUACUCCUGAUUCCCAAAAAGGUCACAUUUUGUGAAUUCUUGAUGUCAGCUUGGUGGACUGGAGAAGACACUUCCCCAGAGGGAGAAAAAAAAUUGGGUAAUUCUGCUCAUUAUAGAGGACAUUCAAGAAAACUGGACAGAUAACAGGAAAAUAAAUGACAUGCAAUAUCUCCCAAAAGUCUGCAGGGUUUUGUCCUAGUUCAUCAAUUACACUUCACAAAAGGUCGAACAGUCUUCACGUGCUCAGUGUGCAUGGCAUUUUUGGACAAGGUAAUUGAAAGGACAGGGAACCUGCCGCUCACAUGGAAUAUAUGUGAUUGCAAAUGUGCAGUGCUUGGUAACAAAUGAUCUGGUGAUUAAGCUUAACGGCAGUAAUUACAGAAUCUUUAAAAGAUCUACUACUGUGCAGAGGGAAGCAAUUCAAGAUGAAGGAUGUAUCAUUCAAUGCUUAUUUUUUUAUAUGGCUUGUAGUUACUGCAAUAGUGCAAACUGUAGGGAGAAAUAUGGACUGCCCAAAGUUAUGCAUUUGUGAAAUCAGACCAUGGUUCACACCAAGAUCCACUUAUAUGGAAGCUCCAACAACAGACUGCAAUGAUUUAAAUCUAGCAGUACUGCCACAAAUAUUUCCAACUGAGACACAGGUUUUGUUGCUGCAGAGUAAUAAUAUUUCAAAAAUCGAGAACAAAAUAGACUACUUGACCAACCUUACAGAGAUAGAUUUAUCCCAAAACAAUUUUUUAGCUAUCCAUGACAUUAAUCUAGGAAAGAUGCUUCAGCUACUGUCUCUGCACUUAGAAGAAAAUAAGCUCAAUGAAUUGCCUGACAACUGCUUGCUUGGACUCAACAGUCUGCAAGAACUUUAUGUUAAUCAUAACCAGAUUUCCAGCAUUGCAUCAGGAGCAUUUACAGGUCUUGAUAAUCUUCUCAGACUCCAUCUUAAUUCUAACCAAUUGACAAUGAUUAAAAGCAAGUGGUUUGAGGCUAUCCCGAGCUUGGAGAUUCUAACAAUAGGAGAAAACCCUAUUUCUCGAAUUCAAGACAUGAGCUUCAAACCUCUCAACAAUCUGCGAAGUCUUGUCUUAGCUGGAAUGGAACUCUCAGAAUUGGGGGAGAAUACCUUGAUUGGCCUAAAUAACUUGGAAAGCAUUUCUUUUUAUGACAACAGACUUAUCAGUGUUCCCAAUGCAGCUCUUCAGAAAGUUCCUAAUCUCAAAUUUUUGGAUUUGAAUAAAAAUCCUAUUCAGAGAAUACAACGAGGGGAUUUCAGAAAUAUGUUGCACUUGAAAGAGUUGGGCAUUAACAACAUGGCAGAAUUGGUUUCUAUUGACUGUCUUGCCCUUGAUAAUUUGCCUGAACUAACAAAAAUUGAAGCUACGAACAACCCAAAGCUUUCAUAUAUUCAUCCAAAUGCAUUUUACAGAGCACCCCAACUGGAAACAUUAAUGCUCAACAGCAAUGCACUAAGUGCCCUCUACAGGCGCACAGUGGAAUCUCUGCCCAAAUUGCAGGAAAUCAGCAUACAUAGUAAUCCAAUCAGAUGUGAUUGUGUAAUUCGCUGGAUUAACAUGAAUAAAACACGUAUUCGAUUUAUGGAGCCACAGUCUUUAUUUUGUUUUGACCCACCAGAAUUCAAAGGUCAGCACGUUCGAGAAAUUCCUUUCAGAGAAAUGACAGAUAUGUGCCUUCCAUUAAUAGCUGCGGAAUGUUUUCCUUCUGAAAUAAAUUUGAACAGCGGAAGCUCAGCAUCUCUACACUGUCGAGCUACAGGGCAGCCAGAGCCCGAAAUCUACUGGAUCACACCAUCUGGUGAUAAACUUCUUCCUAACACUGCAACUGCUAAAUACAAUGUACACCUUGAAGGAACACUGGCAAUUUUUAACAUAAGCAAUAAGGAAGCAGGCUUGUAUACUUGUGUUGCACAUAAUUUGGUUGGAGCAGAUUUGAGAACGGUUAUCAUAACAGUGAAUGGAUCAUUUCCACCAUCUGUAAGUGAAAUAAUGAAUAUUGGAAUAAAAGAAGUAGCGGCACAUUCUAUCGUGGUCACCUGGAAGGCAGUUUCGAAUAGUCUGUCAUCUAAAAUUAAAUGGUCUGCCAAAAUAGAUUUCAAUAAUCCCAAAAUUACUUACACAGCCAGAGUUCCAACAGAUAUACGUACAUAUAACCUAACACGUCUGAAUCCAUCAACUGAGUACGAGGUAUGUAUUUAUAUAAUUAACAUUAAUCAACAAACGGAAAAGAAAUGCCUCAAUGUCACUACAAAAGGAUUAGUGUUGGCAGUAAAAUCAAACAGGAAAAGUCCGACCUCAGCAUUUAUGGCUGCCCUUGCUGCCAUCUUUGGUACCAUUAGCAUGACAUGUCUCUACUUCUGUGUGACUUGGAAGAUGAAGUACAACUUUGGGCACAGUCGUUUAGAAAAGUAUGUACAGAAUAAAGCAACAUUUCCCUUGAACAAAUUUUAUCCUCCACUUGUAAAUCUUUGGGACAAAGAAAAAACAAAGGAUGGGCCACUGGAACUUAAAGCCACUGUAAUAGAUGUAUCAGCAAACUGUUCAUAAACUUUUUGUACAACAAAAUGUAAAAACAAAAAGGCCAGUUGUAACUGGACUGCUUUUAAAUGUUGGGUACAAAAGAACACAAAAAGCACAGAUCCUGCUCACAGUACUAACGCAUAGGGAGUAGGAGAUACACGAUCUCCAACACAGUGCAUUUUUCAUAUGAUGGACAGAUGCACCAACACUAACAAGGUGGAUUGGUGAGGGUCUAGCUCCUUAAAGAAUGACAAGAAAAAAGAAACACUCACCAGCCAGUACGAGUUGUAACAACUUAACAUUUACUCUGUUAAUGUGAAACUGCUCACUUCAGUCAAAAAGAUAUGGUACAAUGGCACACUGAUGUUUGGUCAAGGCUAAAAGCAUUUUUCCUGUAUUUAACUAUGUAAUGUGUAACAGUAGUGGACUGUACUAGUGGUUUCUGAGCAAUACCUCCUGUUCCAUUUUACUCAAUACUUUAGUUGGCAGCUGUUUAGAAGCUGGGCAGUUAAAAAUAGAAUGUCACAUGUGGUGUUGCUGAAUGGAUGCAAUCCGUUAGACUAGAUCUCACAACCAGUAAAAUAAAUGUGAAAUGGAUUUUUUUGGAAACAAGAUGAACAUUUUUGAAUAAACUCACAAUUAUGUCUG
Messenger RNA from Pristis pectinata (smalltooth sawfish), 3464 nucleotides. RefSeq names its product leucine rich repeat neuronal 3a (gene lrrn3a). NCBI's taxonomy places the organism in Eukaryota, Metazoa, Chordata, Chondrichthyes, Rhinopristiformes, Pristidae. Bases 714 to 2843 code for a protein of 709 amino acids. The transcript is spliced from 3 exons. The record is from RefSeq and is a predicted model, not a curated record. Gene Ontology annotation, molecular function: protein binding.